CUCACUCGCCUGAUACGGAUUGACGCAAUUUUUGCCCUGUUGGAGGGUGAUUUCACCAGGAAACGGAUUUCAAGACAAAGAUAGAAGUGACUUCCUAUUUCGUGUAAAUGUCAACGUAUCUUGUUUCGGUAGAAGACCAAAAGAGAUGUCAGUAAGUGAGGAUAUGGAUAAUGCAGACCUGCUUGGUCUAAUUUUCCCAGAUGAAGACCCAGAAUCCGAUGAUCUGUUCCUUGCAGAGGGGAAUAACUUGCUGGAUGAUUUGCUUUCAGAGCAAGAUAUGCUGAGUGCAAUGGAUACAGAGGACUUUCUCUGCAGUCUUCUGACUGACAAAGAGGAUGGUCUGUCUGUCAACUGCCUGUCUCACUCUCCUCAAGGCAGUGAUAGUGGCAUCUCAGAGGACACCACCCCCCCAUACUGUCAGAGUCCACAUGAUGGCAGUGAGACAGACACCGUCCCCAGUCCAGGUUUCGAUCCCUUGCCGUAUCCCGAGUGUGUGAUGGAGAGCUACGAGGCCCAGGUGGUGCAGACAGACCACUGCUACACCCUCCCGCAGGACACUGAUGCGCUGCUGAGUGUCCGCUCGGAGAACCCUGAUUCAGAUGUCUUUAUAGAUUUUGAUGAUUUGGAUGUUAAUAUGACUGAGGACUUCUCCAAUGAGCUGCCCUGCUCACUUACAAUUGAAGAUUCAACAGAAAGCAGUAAACUAGACAACCAGUUCCAGUUUAAAGAGAUCAUUUUGACUGAUGAGGAGAAAAGACUUUUGGCAAAAGAAGGUGCUACAAUUCCAAGUCAUAUGCCUCUUACAAAGGCAGAGGAGCGAACCCUAAAGAGAGUGAGGAGGAAGAUCCGUAACAAGCAAUCUGCUCAGGAGAGUCGCAAAAAGAAGAAAGUUUAUGUUGAUGGCCUAGAGAACAGGGUUGCAAUCUGCACAGCUCACAACCAGGAAUUACAAAAGAAAGUUGAGAUGCUACAGAAACAAAACAUGUCACUUAUUGAACAGCUAAGAAAACUACAGGCUUUGGUGAAAAUGUCCACUAUGAAAACCACCACAACUAGCACUUGUAUUAUGGUAUUCCUGCUUUCUUUCUGUCUGAUCGUAUUUCCAUCAGUCAAUCCUUUUGGCAGCAGUGGACAGAAAGAUCUGUAUACGUCAUCAACAGGGAUGUCCCGAGCCCUGCGGUCUUAUCCAGCCAUCGGGAAAGAUGACAUUGUAUCAACCCCUGCUAAAGAAGUGCCAGAUCAGGAGGUCCUCAUAGUGACCACUGUUGAAAGUAACAAGGUGCUGCUGUCAGGCGGUCAGAACCACACACCUGACUACCAGCGGGUCGAGCACUCUGACUCGGAGUCUGGUGUCAACAGCAACUCAUCCGCUGACUUCCCCAGUCCUGCCCAGUCAGAUCUCAAAGCAGACAGAGCUCUCUCAGAGUCCCACCGAAACUCAGCAGCAGCUCCUGUAAUCUACGAUGGGCAGAGCAAAACCAAGGAGAGCUGGAUGGAGCAGAAACCCACAUCCGUUAUUAUACAGCAGCACCGCUCUGAUGAAAUGUAGGAAAGCACAUAAAAGUGCUUCAUAACCUUAUUAGAGCCAUUUUAAUCUUGUAGCAUCUCAGUCUGAACAUUUUGUCAAUUUUUACAUGGAUCUACUGUUAUGCUUUAAUAGCACUUUCUUUGUACCCAGUCAUAUACAGUAUAUGAAUGUUAUUGUCCGUUUUCAUCGGCACAAAUUAUGAUUCUCUUUCAAUGGAUAGAUGAAGUAAUUUGAUCAUCUAGAAAUCUGAAUUGCGUCCAUAAUGAGUUUUGGUACAUUCAGGAAAUGUAUUCAUGUGUAUAUUACUUCACACAUUGUAGGGCAUUAGGACAUCUAUUAGAUUAUUGUUUUCAGUUGUAGAAAGGGAGCCAUUUGCCUAGAGAUUUCACUACUGAAAAAAAAAAAAAAAAAUUAACUUUUGUUUUUUGUUUUGUUAAAGGUAUAUUUUUAUUUUUUUAUUCUCAUUGUGCAUUAUUUGUGGCUUAAAACCCCUUCCAUUAAACUGCUGUAAAUUUUGGCUUAAAGUGUAACUUUUAGAGAGGGUAAAGUGUUGCACAUAUCCACAGAAUAAUAAUAAUUUAGUGUUUAUGUGUGUGUAAAUAUACAGUAUAUAAAAUAAAUUUCAUGAUCUGCUGUGUCAGAGACACAUUUUUAUGUAAUUUUCGAUGAUGGUAUAUUAUUUUUCUCUUAUGAGGUUUAUUUUAUUGUAGUCUUUUAUAUUUACCAGUUGAUUGCUUUCAAUCUGUGAUAUCAUAAUAUGAUGCACUGAUGUAUCUGUAAACAUAGAAUGUCCAUAAGCUGUUUAUUUCUGUCUUGAUCAUGUUACUGAGCACACUGAUUGAAAAGUAUCAGUUUACUAUGAAGACCAUGAUCCAUUUUUUUUAUUUUUUGACAUACAUCACACAAUAAAAAGUGACUGUACAAAAAAUGAUAAAGAAUGAACAAUAAAUAUUAAAUAAAAUUA
Molecule: messenger RNA, 2492 nt
Organism: Myxocyprinus asiaticus (Chinese sucker)
Lineage: Eukaryota; Metazoa; Chordata; Actinopteri; Cypriniformes; Catostomidae
Product: cyclic AMP-responsive element-binding protein 3-like
Exons: 10
Coding region: 146-1549 (467 amino acids)
Biological process (GO): regulation of transcription by RNA polymerase II
Cellular component (GO): nucleus
Molecular function (GO): RNA polymerase II cis-regulatory region sequence-specific DNA binding; DNA-binding transcription factor activity, RNA polymerase II-specific
Source: RefSeq, a predicted model, not a curated record